UUCAACAAAAACAAAAAAAACCCUUGAAAACUAUCAUGGCAUUCUGCGCCGUCUGCGGCCUUCGCCGCGGACAGGCCGUCCGUAACGAGCUUACGGUGGCUUUCCACCUCUUCCCAACGGAACCGGUGCAGCGCCAAGCCUGGGAGGACUUUUGCGCAGAAUCCGGCGGCGAGCAUAACGGUCCCAGAGAUGGCUGGAACCGGUCAAUCUGCUCGGACCACUUUGAGGAGGAGUGCUUUCGGGGCGGUGGCAAGCGCGUUUCGGAUCCGGGCCGGCGGCACUCGCUGCGGGACGGGGCCGUUCCGACAAUCCGGAGGGGCACGUCGCUGGAGAUUGUGGAGCAGAGGCUGGAGGAGAUGUUGAAAAGUAAGCUGGAGAUCGCGUUUGUUCCGGUGGAUGAAGCUACCGUAAAGUUGGAAACGGUUUGCCGAAUCUGCGCGUUGGAAGACACGUUGCACGAUUUGACGCUCGAGGAAAACGCUGACCAUGGGCGGAAGUUCAGCUCGUUGACCUCGAUCGAGAUCGACGCGACGGCUCCGUGGCUUUGCGAACGUUGUCUGGCGCGGUUGAACGACGCGUACGACUUUGUGCAGGCCUGCGUUGAGGCGGAGAACCGACGGAAAAGUUUGUUUGUGGAAACCGUUGUCAUGAAAAGGGAGGAGGUUGAGGCCAGAGAUGAACCUGCGGGGCAAAAUGACUCUGAGGUUGAUGAAAGCUUCGAACCCGAACCGAAACCGAAAGUUUCUCAAGAGUACACGUGCACAGCUUGCCCGGCAACGUUCGAGAAACGCAUGGAUCUGUUUGCCCACGUCAAAUCCCACGGCAAGUCACGCUUCCCUUGCCAGCAAUGCGAGCGAGCCUUCAAACGCAAAACUGAACUAGAAGUGCACAUGAACUCGCACCAAAUCGAGCCCAGCUUCUUCUGCCCGACCUGUUCGGCUGGGUUCAAGUGCCAGGCCAGUCUUCGACGACACCACAAAUCAGUCCACCUCGGGCUGAAACGGUUCGCCUGUCCGGAAUGUGGCAGACAGUUUGCCCAAAAGACGCACCUGCAGCAGCACGCUGCAGUUCACGUGGAGGAAGCGACCGUUCCGUGCGAGCUGUGCGGCAAACUGUUCAAAACAGACUUUAUUCGGCGAAUGCACGUGAAUACGGAGCACAGACCAGACCAGCAGGAACCCAAGCCGAUCCAGUGCGAAGUUUGCUCCAAACAGUUCCCGAGACAGCAAUCUCUCAUCGCUCACAGAAUCUGCCAUCGCGAUUCGAACCUGCUGUGCACCGUGUGUGGCAACAAGUACAAGUCAAAUGCCAUACUCCUCGCCCACAUGGCCACCCACAAGGGGAAAACGUUCGCGUGCGAGCAAUGUCCGGUCGCCUUCAAGACCCGCAAAUCGCUCCGGUACCAUCGGCUCGUUCACGCCGGCCUCAAACCGUACCAGUGCAAUCUAUGCGAGCGCGCGUUCCGGUGUUCAACCCAUUUGAAAACCCACCAAAGUGUCCACACCCGAGCCAAACCGUACCAGGUCAAACUACGGCAGCACAUGGAGAAACAACAUGGGGGCGAGCAGACGGAACAAAAAGUAGAGGAGGAACCGCGAUAGCGCACUCGAGUGCGGUGUUUGAUGAGCGAAACUGAAGUGGCGCCGAUAUCGAACGUGGAUUGUCAAUAAAGUUGAAAUCAUUUGGAUAAAAAAGUCUAGAACUCUGCAGUUGUUUUUGGCCUUUGUGAGCUGGAAA
This is a messenger RNA of Culex quinquefasciatus (southern house mosquito), 1737 nucleotides long. Its product is annotated as zinc finger protein 16-like. Gene Ontology annotation, cellular component: nucleus. Gene Ontology annotation, biological process: regulation of transcription by RNA polymerase II. Lineage: Eukaryota; Metazoa; Arthropoda; Insecta; Diptera; Culicidae. Gene Ontology annotation, molecular function: DNA-binding transcription factor activity; RNA polymerase II cis-regulatory region sequence-specific DNA binding; zinc ion binding. The transcript is spliced from 2 exons. The record is from RefSeq and is a predicted model, not a curated record. The coding region runs from base 36 to 1601 and encodes 521 amino acids.